AUGCUAGAUUUGGCCCGUCAUUCAUCUUGCCCGUUAUGGGCUGGGCUUGAUUCUCCAGGUGCCAUUUCAGAUGGAGGCCCACCCGCCGCCCUCAUACCUUGGCCAGGGAUGAAAUAUUCUUGUGUCCGAGUGUUGCACACAUAUUGCAAGAUCUUCAAUCAGGAGGAGCUGUACGAACUUAUUGUCAGAAAAACGUGUAAAGCAUGCAAAUGUCCACGAGAAUCUCAUGCCUUGUAUCACGAAGAAUGGGUUUCAGUCCGUGAUAGGUUAGGAUUUAAACCUAGCGGAGAUCAAAAUAACAUUCAAUUGAGAAGUAGCGCGCGGGAGCUAGGAUACAGCUGGGUACCUCCUGGUUUAACAAGAGAAAAGGUUGAUGUUUAUUUCAAACAAUUGCCGACUGAGAAUAUUCCUCUGCUUGACUCAGUGGGAGAACGCAACCGGGACAAAGAACUUUCCAGGCAACUACCGAAGCAAGAUUUGGCAUUUUCGUACUGUAAGCAUGUAGAACCUCAGCAUCGGGUUAGCUACGAGGAUUUUAUAGCGGCAAGAAAUGAAAUUGCAUUAGACAUAGGACAAGUCCUUGAAACGACGCAAACCACCGACUGCAAAGGUUGUUCAUCACCUAUCGCGGCAAACUCGUUAGCCGUAUCUGCGUCUAAACUAGGAAUAAAUACAUUUUGGCAUCCUAAAUGUUUUACGUGUGUGGUUUGUCGUGUCCCGCUGGUUGAUUUAACUUACUGCGCACGAGAAGGCGACGUUUACUGCGAAAGACACUACGCGGAAACUCUAAAACCCCGCUGUAUAGGCUGUGAUGAGGUAACUUUUAACUCGUUAUUUAUCACUGAUAUGUCUUGUGCAGGCAGAUAA
Molecule: messenger RNA, 867 nt
Organism: Ctenocephalides felis (cat flea)
Lineage: Eukaryota; Metazoa; Arthropoda; Insecta; Siphonaptera; Pulicidae
Product: protein espinas-like
Exons: 4
Coding region: 1-867 (288 amino acids)
Molecular function (GO): zinc ion binding
Source: RefSeq, a predicted model, not a curated record